Messenger RNA from Zophobas morio, 1260 nucleotides. RefSeq names its product zinc finger protein 664-like. Gene Ontology annotation, cellular component: nucleus. Gene Ontology annotation, biological process: regulation of transcription by RNA polymerase II. The transcript is spliced from 7 exons. Gene Ontology annotation, molecular function: DNA-binding transcription factor activity, RNA polymerase II-specific; RNA polymerase II transcription regulatory region sequence-specific DNA binding. The coding region runs from base 1 to 1260 and encodes 419 amino acids. The record is from RefSeq and is a predicted model, not a curated record. NCBI's taxonomy places the organism in Eukaryota, Metazoa, Arthropoda, Insecta, Coleoptera, Tenebrionidae.
AUGGGACAGGAUUCCCCCGUUUUUGUAAAAUCUGCCAACAAUCUUUCGACACCCGACAAAAAUGGCGACACCAUCAAAUCUUAUUUUUACUCAUUUGAAUUAAAGAAACACAUUGCUUCACAUAGCAACGAGCGGAAUUUCCACUGCCAAUCAUGCAGUUCUGCAUUUUUUUCCAAACCUGAUCUUGCCAAACACAUUAUUUGGCUACACAGUAAACAGUUCCCACACAAAUGUGAUAUCUGUGAUCAAGGCUUCGUUGCGAAAGCUAAACUAGAACUUCACCGUAAAGUUGAACAUGAAGGUGUACGUUUUGUUUGUGAGGUGUGUAAAAAAAAAUUUAAAUGUCACGGUAGUUACAAAAUGCACAUGAAGAAGCACGAUCCUGAUCAUGUUCAACUUGUGUACAAGUGUGAACACUGCCUUAAACUUUUCUGUUCGCCGUAUCAGUAUAAGAAGCAUUUGAGGAGACAUGAAGGUGAUGCGUGGAUUUGUGAUACUUGUGGUAAAGCUUUGACUUCAAAAAAUGGUUUAGUUCAGCAUAAAAUGGUACAUUCUGGGGAAAAACGAUACGUUUGUCACGUUUGCGGGAAGGGUUUUGUUAGGGCCGAUGCAUUAAAAGUACACGUUCGGGUUCAUACCAAGAAAAAACCGUAUAAAUGUAGUUUAUGCGAGAAGUCUUUUACGCAACGUACCAGUUUAGUUAUUCAUAUGCGGGUUCAUACGGGAGAAAAGCCAUACAGUUGCGAUAACAAGUAUGCCUCGCGCGCGGAAAUGUCGGGUUCGAGCUACGGGCUCGGUGUUGGUGUCGGUGUCGGUGUCACUGUCGAGGUCACCGAGACCGGUCUGAACUUCAGGGGGCAGAAGUGGUGUACAGAUAACUCUCGGAACUCUAAGUGCAGAAGUUGCUUGACGAAUGAUUCUUGCAUCCAGGUGUAUUGCGCGGUAGUAAUUGUGAUCGAGAGGGCGCUACAACUAUUUAAUAAAAUGUGUUCAAUUGAUAUUUAUAUCACUAAUUUUAGUCACCAUAGGCCACUAAUAACGGAAUUAAAUGAUAGGGAUAAAGAUACCGAAGGCGAUAACGGAGGGGACCACGACACCGCAGCGCAGCAGCAGAAAAUUACGUUCACCGAGAACGAUGACGCAAGGCAAGAGUCCGUGACAGGAGCACAUGAGAAAAAAAAGGUCAGUCGAGCAGACGAACUGACAAAUGAAGGUUGGUCAGCAGAAUCCCGUGUCGAGCAGUUAGGUGCAUCGGUCUAG